CGACACCCCCACCAACAACCACCGCCUUCUUUCCUAUAAGCGUCAUUUUUGCGAGUUGUGUGUCCACUGCUCGAACCGCAAGAAUCCCCCCUCCCCAACAACCGCCGUUACGCCCUGCAACCUUGGGAUGGCUCGAGAACACAGCAACUCCGAGGAGGUCGUUCUUGCAGCGGAGGUAGGGCAUGCGCGGUUGAUCACCUUGAACCGCCCUCGGCAGCUCAAUGUCAUCUCGUCCAGAGUGGUUUUUCUUCUGGCUCAGUUCUUGGAGAAGUGGGAGAAGGAUGACGAUUCCCAGCUGGUCAUUUUCAAGGGCGCCGGACGUGCCUUUUGUGCGGGUGGCGAUCUGAAGAUGUUCUACGAGGGGAGAAAAGAUGAUUCCUGCCUUGAGGUGGUAUACAGAAUGUACUGGUUGUGUUAUCACAUCCACACGUAUAAGAAACCCAUGGUUGCCCUCGCUAAUGGAAUAGUCAUGGGCGGAGGUGCUUCUAUGGUUGUCCCAACAAAAAUUUCUGUCGUCACAGAGAAAACGGUUUUUAGUGUGCCUGAAGCAAGCAUCGGACUUCAUACAGACUGCAGCUUUUCUUAUAUUCUUCCACGCCUUCCUGGAUAUUUGGGGGAGUUCUUGGCUUUAACUAGUGCAAGAUUGAAUGGGAAGGAAAUGAUUGCAGCAGGACUUGCAACACAUUUUGUUCCAUCAGAGAAAUUGCAUGAGCUAGAAAAUUGUUUGGUGAACUUGAGCUCUACUGACGAGGAUUCUAUCAGAGCAAUAGUGGAAGAAUUUUCACUAAAUGUUCAGCCUGAUGAAGAAAGCAUCUUGAACAAGCUAUCAACAAUUGAUAAAUGCUUCUGCGAGGGGUCUGUGGAAGAGAUCAUUAAAUCAUUUGAAGCUGAGUCAAAAAUGGACGGAAACGAAUGGAUCUCUCCUAUUCUCAAAGGGCUAAAGAGAUCUUCUCCCACUGGGUUGAAGAUAACAUUAAAAUCCAUUCGACAAGGAAGAAAGCGAACUUUAGCUGAAUGUCUAAAAAAUGAAUUCAGACUCACCAUGAAUCUGCUAAGAUCAGUCAUUUCUUCUGAUGUGUACGAGGGCAUCAGAGCACUCAGCAUCGAUAAGGACAACGCCCCCAAGUGGAAUCCGUCGAGCCUCCAAGAAGUGAGCCGCGAGAAAGUUGACCUUGUUUUUGAACCAUUUGCUGAUGAACUGGAACUUCAGAUACCGACCGAUGAAAAGAGCAGGUGGAGUGGGAAGUACGAGGACACGGUCUAUCCAAGCCUGAAAUGAGAGCCACAGCCACAGAAUAGCCGGUGAAGGCAUCGCUCCGCUUUUGCACCACAAAUAAAGAAUUUAAGAUAGAAUUUUAUGCUCAGAUGAAUAGGUAAUGUCGUCAGUGGUGGUGUGUUUGGAUGAAGUCCUUGUUGUACAACAAUAUUUUAAUGCAUCUACAAUAAGCUUGGAGCUGAAUACGUGCCUCUACGUGUUGUUGUUUGUUUAAGUGGACCAUCAUGAAGUCCUUGUUCCCCUAAACCAGACCUACAAUAUUUUAACGCAUCAAAGAUUUGGACGAAUCAA
Messenger RNA from Musa acuminata subsp. malaccensis (wild Malaysian banana), 1567 nucleotides. Its product is annotated as 3-hydroxyisobutyryl-CoA hydrolase-like protein 5. Gene Ontology annotation, molecular function: 3-hydroxyisobutyryl-CoA hydrolase activity. Gene Ontology annotation, biological process: L-valine catabolic process. The record is from RefSeq and is a predicted model, not a curated record. NCBI's taxonomy places the organism in Eukaryota, Viridiplantae, Streptophyta, Magnoliopsida, Zingiberales, Musaceae.